Menidia menidia (Atlantic silverside) is the source of this 588-nucleotide messenger RNA. NCBI's taxonomy places the organism in Eukaryota, Metazoa, Chordata, Actinopteri, Atheriniformes, Atherinopsidae. The record is from the annotation of a GenBank genome assembly.
UUUCAUGGCUGGACGAAGAAAUCCUCCAGAGACAAAAGCUGUGAGUGCCUGUCCACAGCCAGCGUUAACGGGGGGAGUCUGUGUCGCUCGGGGUCAUUAGAUGGCACACUGUGGAGGCUUUAUGGCAAAAAAGUCCAGCCUGCAGGAAGCAGGAUGGGUGGGCACUGGAUUCUGAUUGUGGAGGUGAGGAUGAAGGAUCCAGCAGAAAAAGAGCCUUUGUGCUCCGACGACUGUCAAUCCAAACCAGAGCCCAACUCAGAGAGCCCAAAGCCCGACUCCACAAAUCCCAGACGGGAAUCUUCACAGAGGGAUAUCCCAGGACUCCAAGCAGAGGACAGACUGUCUGCUGUCUGGGUGCGGUUCAUUAAUGGAGUCUCUGAUUCUGUGCUGAACCAGCUACUGGAUAAACUCCUUCAGCACGGUGCUAUGAUCAAUGAGGAGAUGCAGACAGCAAAGACGAAGGCCAGAGCAGAGAAAGCUCCAGAUGUGAUUGAUACUGUGAUGAGGAAGGGACAUGAAAGCAGCAAAACUCUGCUAGAGGCUCUCAGGAAGGUUGACCCCUGCCUUUCCAGAGAGCUGAAGCUGUGG